CCCCAAGUCCCAACCACUUCCCUUCCACGUUUCUUCCUUCGAGCCCGGCCGGCUAUACAUCACUAUAUCACUAACGCCACUUCUGCUUCCCUCGCUCAUUCCUACCCGAAAAAGUCACCACCUAAGCUCAACCUCCAAACCCAGAAUGGCUCUAGUUAGACAACGCCGUAACCUCAAUCUCCGCCUCCCCUUGCCGGACGCCACCGAUUGCCGCCCACGCUUCCCCCUCCCACUCCCCCCAACUUCACUCUCUUCCGCCACUACCGCCAGCGGCACCGCUCCCACUACCGCCACAUCCCAAGAAGUCGACCGCCUCUCCGACCUUGAGAAACUCAAAGUCCUUGGCCACGGUAACGGCGGCACAGUCUACCAUGUCCGCCACAAGCGCACAUCUGCCAUCUACGCUCUCAAAGUCGUCCAUGGAGACUGCGAUACCACCGUUCGCCGUCAGAUCUUCCGCGAGAUUGAGAUCCUCCGACGUACAGACUCUCCCUACAUAGUCAAGUGCCACGGAAUUUUCGAGAAACCCUCCGGCGACACCGCUAUCCUGAUGGAAUUCAUGGACGGUGGCACACUCGAUUCGUUCCUCAAAUCCCAUGGAACCCUCUCAGAGAUCUCACUCUCCACCAUCGCGCGUCAAGUCCUCAACGGUCUUCACUACCUUCACUCCCAGAAAAUCGUCCACAGAGACAUCAAACCUGCAAAUCUGCUAGUGAAUCAGAAGAUGGAAGUGAAGAUUGCAGACUUCGGAGUCAGCAAGAUCAUGUGCCGUAUGCUCGAACCCUGCGAUUCUUAUGUGGGUACCUGUGCUUACAUGAGCCCUGAGAGGUUCGAUCCAGACACUUACGGUUCGAAUUACAACGGUUACGCUGCGGAUAUCUGGAGUUUGGGACUUACACUAUUGGAGCUCUACAUGGGUCACUUCCCCUUGCUAACACCUGAGCAGAGACCCGAUUGGGCCACUCUAAUGUGUGCCAUAUGUUUCGGAGAACCACCGAGCUUGCCGGAGAGUGCUUCGGAGGAGUUUGAGAGCUUCAUCAAUUGUUGUUUGCAGAAGGAUUCCAGUAAGAGAUGGACAGUAUCGCAGCUCUUGUCACACCCUUUUAUUGUCAAGGAUCUGAAAAUUCAUCAUUGAAAAUCCUUAUCUGAGUUGCCGGUUAUUUUUUUUUCAAUCGCCGGUGCCGUAAUCUGUACAUAUCCCUACGGGAAAUGAUAAUCCUUUUUGUGUGGA
Messenger RNA from Macadamia integrifolia, 1231 nucleotides. RefSeq names its product mitogen-activated protein kinase kinase 9-like. Gene Ontology annotation, molecular function: protein serine/threonine kinase activity; ATP binding. The transcript has a single exon. Gene Ontology annotation, cellular component: cytoplasm. Bases 146 to 1135 code for a protein of 329 amino acids. The record is from RefSeq and is a predicted model, not a curated record. NCBI's taxonomy places the organism in Eukaryota, Viridiplantae, Streptophyta, Magnoliopsida, Proteales, Proteaceae. Gene Ontology annotation, biological process: protein phosphorylation.